Strongylus vulgaris is the source of this 501-nucleotide messenger RNA. NCBI's taxonomy places the organism in Eukaryota, Metazoa, Nematoda, Chromadorea, Rhabditida, Strongylidae. The record is from the annotation of a GenBank genome assembly.
AUGUUAACUCCUAGCGUUGUCGAUCCGCUACGAGAAUGGUGCAGAAACUGUAUCAUCACUCUCGAAUACGCCUGUGGUAUCGGCAAGAGUAACUUCACAAUAAAAGAACUGAUUACCGCCUGUGCAGACCACGAAUACAUUAGACCACCACCAGGAGUGGUUUUGGUCAUCACAUCUGAUAUGGUGACCCAAGAGCAGCUGGAUCGGUUACUUGCCAAAGUCGUCUACUUGGAAAUGUGUAUUGAAAUCAAACACUCCAGUAUUAUGAGCUUGCGAAUACCUAACCUCAAAGAAAUAAGACCUUGUCAACCGGGUCGUCCAGCUAUCCUAAUUGAGAACAACGUUCACUUUGAGGAGCUUAUCAUACCACCAACUGCUAUAUAUCCGGCAGGAGAAUUGAUCAUCAGAAUUGUGCGAACUCCUUCUCUUCCGCACACAACUAUUAACGAGAUACAACAAUGGUGUCCAUACUGCACCGUCACUCAUGACUACAGUUCGUAG